Beta vulgaris subsp. vulgaris (sugar beet) is the source of this 330-nucleotide messenger RNA. Its product is annotated as monothiol glutaredoxin-S6. The transcript has a single exon. NCBI's taxonomy places the organism in Eukaryota, Viridiplantae, Streptophyta, Magnoliopsida, Caryophyllales, Amaranthaceae. The record is from RefSeq and is a predicted model, not a curated record. The coding region runs from base 1 to 330 and encodes 109 amino acids.
AUGGAUACCUUAAGUCCAUUGGUCAAUGAAAAGCCGGUAGUAAUCUUCAGCAGAAAUAAUAUAGACGCUGUGAGCCACUCAAUGAAGCAGCUCAUUACUAGCUAUGGUGCAAAUCCAACAGUAUACGAGCUGAAUGAAUUACUAAACCGGCAAGAAGUGGAAAAUGCGCUUCAGACGAUGAUGGGACUGUCCCCAAGUGUGCCUGCCCUUUUCAUCGGAGGAAACUUUAUCGGAGGAGCAAACGAUGUUAUAGGCCUCCAAAUUCGCGGCGAGCUAGUGCAGAAGCUGAUCGAUGCACGAGCAAUAUGGGUUUGGAAUAGAGACAAAUAA